AUGGACAAGAGCAUGCUCGGCGACCUCGACAACCUCCCCGAUGAGGACAAGAUGCGCAUGUCCGCCAUGAUCGAACAGCUGCAGAUGCGUGACAGUCUACGGAUGUACAAUGCGCUGGUGGAGACGUGCUUCAAGGACUGUGUUGACACAUUCCGGAGGAAGACGCUGGACAAGCAAGAGGAGUCGUGUGUCCGCCGCUGCGCCGAGAAGUUCCUGAAGCACUCCAUGAGGGUUGGCAUGCGAUUUGCUGAGCUUAACCAAGGCGUUGCCACACCUGACUAA
Messenger RNA from Triticum turgidum subsp. durum (durum wheat), 282 nucleotides. NCBI's taxonomy places the organism in Eukaryota, Viridiplantae, Streptophyta, Magnoliopsida, Poales, Poaceae. The record is from the annotation of a GenBank genome assembly.